Molecule: messenger RNA, 1173 nt
Organism: Exophiala dermatitidis NIH/UT8656
Lineage: Eukaryota; Fungi; Ascomycota; Eurotiomycetes; Chaetothyriales; Herpotrichiellaceae
Exons: 1
Coding region: 1-1173 (390 amino acids)
Molecular function (GO): FAD binding
Source: RefSeq, a predicted model, not a curated record
AUGGCUCAAAAGCCCAUCCUCAUAUCUGGCGCCGGUCUCGCGUCUCUUCUCCUUGCGCGUUCCCUGUUGCGUUCCAACAUCCCCUUUCAAGUCUUUGAGCGCGAUGCAUCCCUCUCCUUCCGCGGCCAAGGCUACCGACUACGUCUCUCUUUGGAGGGAUUGGACGCAAUCGAGUCCGUCCUCGAUCCCGCUGCAUUCCAACGGUUCUACGAUCACUGUGGGAAGACAGGCGGUAGCGGGUUCGUGGGCUUAGAUGCCAUUACAGGGGAAGUAGUGGAGGAGCAGAGAAUCAAUGAAAACCUGAAUUCGCGCGGCGGGAAAAUCGUGGGGAUUGCCCGCGGCGAUAUGCGGCGUCUGUUUAUGGAAGGAUGCGAAGAAUGUGUGCAUUUCAACAAGCAUGUCAAAGGAUAUGAGUUGACGGACGAUGGCGUCCGAGCCGUCUUUGCUGACGGCACGAAAUCCGUGGAAGGAUCCCUCCUGGUUGCCGGGGAUGGCAUCAAAUCAAUUGUGGCCAAGCAGGUGUCUGGCGGCCGCCUCAAGGUUUACGACCUCGGUGCACGAGGCAUCCACGGACAAGCACCGACGACAGCUUUUAGAUCUCUUGGUGAAGGUGUCUUUCGAAUCGUUGAUGAGUCGCACCCAAGGGGUCGGGUCUCCCUGAUCACCAACGUUCGUCCAAAUGAUAUGGAUAACCCCGAUGUGGAGUUCGGGUGGACCAUGACUGGCGUGCCUGGUGUUAUUGUACCCCCUAAUGACGAUUAUACCAUCGUCGGCAAGACGGCAGCCGAUAUUGCCAAGUCGCUUACCAAAGACUGGCAUCCUCGCUUCAAGCCUUUGUUCGACCAGAUGAAUGAAAAGGAAGCCGCCUUUUGGAAGCUGACAUGUUCAACACCGACCGGCGUGCCUGAAUGGCCGAAUGAGCCUCGGGUCACGGUCAUUGGUGAUGCCGCUCACGCGAUGACGCCUGCUGGUGGCAUAGGCGCCAAUACUGCCGUGAGAGACUCGGCUUUGCUAGGAAGACUGUUAGGCGAGGCUGGUGGAUAUAAUGACGGCAUAACGGCAGCUUAUGAGAAGGAAAUGAGGGUAUAUGCCAGUGAGGCCGUCAGAUCAAGCUAUGGCAUGGCAACCAAGGCAUUCAGCGUCCACAUUGAUGAAUCAUCUCAGACGGUAUAA